This is a messenger RNA of Alosa sapidissima (American shad), 428 nucleotides long. RefSeq names its product lysosomal Pro-X carboxypeptidase-like. Lineage: Eukaryota; Metazoa; Chordata; Actinopteri; Clupeiformes; Clupeidae. The record is from RefSeq and is a predicted model, not a curated record. Gene Ontology annotation, biological process: proteolysis. Gene Ontology annotation, cellular component: lysosome; endosome. Bases 18 to 413 code for a protein of 131 amino acids. Gene Ontology annotation, molecular function: serine-type exopeptidase activity; dipeptidyl-peptidase activity. The transcript has 3 exons.
UCUUUGAUGGGACCUAGAUGAGCAGCUGGAAGUUGAUACAGGACGAGUUCUUUGGCGGAUCAAAGAACGUGUUCGUCAAGCACGGUAUCAAAAGGCCAAGCAGCAUUUGUUGGGGCAUGCUUUCGAGGACAUCUACUCAAGAGCCAUGCCAAAGAGUUAUCCACCAGGAACUGGAUCAUUUUGAUAGCAAUCGCAAGGACACAUUUCCUCAGAGAUUCUUUGUGAAUGAAAAGUACUGGGAGGAACCCGAUGGACCGGUCUUUCUUUUUAUUGGAGGAGAAGCUGCAAUCUCAGAAGUAGAUGUUUUGGCAGGUAUGACCCUAACGGCUCGUAUCCAUUAUCGCGGCAAAGCCCACCGCCAUUCGAACAGAGGCGGCGCGUCAAGAAGUUGGGCUCGGCCAGAGAAUGUCUAAUAAGGGGAGAACCGC